AUGGCAGGUUACCUGGCAGCUUUGGCUUUCUCUUCAAAGUCCCAGGGCCUGGCUGACACCACUGGGGAUUUCAGGGUUCGGAGGAUGCUUGAGGGCUGGUCCCGGGAAUGCCCAGUUAUGGCAGACAGCCGGAGGCCCCUUUCCCCCUCUGCUGUUCAGGGGGCUGUGGAGCAGUUUGCAGUGGUCUGCCGCUCUCCCUAUGAGGCUGCGCUCUUCCAUGCGGCCACGCUAGUCUUGUUUUUCGGGGCCUUCCGAGCUGGUGAGUUGCUGCCUAGGGGCCGGAAUAGCCCUGCCUGCAAGGUUAUGCAACUUGGUGACGUGGUCAUUGGACAAGACGUGGUGCAACUGCGCCUCCGUUUUUCCAAGACCGACCAGAGGGGCAGGGGGCAACUGGUAUCACUCCACAGGGCCACCAAUAUUCUUCUAUGCCCGGUGCGGGCCUUAAGUCAUUAUACAGCCCUCCGGGGAUCCGCACCUGGGUGCCUUUUCAUUCACCAGGACGGAUGCCCCCUCUCACAGUUCCAGUUUUGGACUGUUGCUUGUCGUGCGCUGACAGCGGCGGGGGUCGACACGGGGCAGCUUUCCCUUCAUUCAUUCCGCAUUGGUGCAGCUUCCACAGCUUCCCAACUGGGUCUUUCAGGUGAGACCAUCCAGCGCAUUGGGCGUUGGCGGUCUGCCACUUACAAGAGCGUGAUGACAAAAUUCUACCAGCAUCUCCUGGUCUUGGCAUUUGCCGUAAAGGAGAUCAAUGCAAGUCCCGAGAUUUUGCCCAACAUCACACUUGGAUUUCACAUCUAUGACACCUACAAUGAUGUGAAACUGACCUAUCGCAACAUGUUGGACCUGCUCUUCAAAUCUCAUCGAUUUGUCCCUAACUAUAAAUGUGACAGCCAGAAAAAUCUCAUAGCCCUCAUUGGGGCACUUGAUUUUGGGAACUCCUUCUACAUGGCAGACAUCUUUGGUCUUUACAAGAUUCCACAGCUCUCUUAUGGCUCAUUUGCUCCAGAAGAGAAUGCUGUAACACAGACUUCCUCUUUUUACCGCACAGUCCCAAAUGAGACCUAUCAGUAUGGGGGGAUUAUCCAGUUACUUCAGCAUUUUGGAUGGACUUGGAUUGGUCUGUUUGUUGCAGAUGACGAGAGUGGAGAUGGCUUCUUACGGGUCCUGGAGCCUUUGCUUGCCCAGAGUAGAAUCUGUUCAGCUUUCACAGAAAGAAUCCCACACCAAAGUCAUCUCCCUGACACUGAUGCUAUUAAGAGCAUGGCUGAGAAUAUUCCACAGUGUCUUAUGGAUGAGAAAGCCAGAAUAAUUGUUCUCUAUGGUGAAACAGCAGUCCUGCUGUGGCUGCUGAUGUAUAUUUUUGCAGCAAGUGUUGAUUAUAAAGAAGACACAGCUAGUGGGAAGGUGUGGAUUACGACAGCCCAGACUGAAUUUUUAAUGCUGGCGAUUUCUAGAGGUUGGGAUUUUGAAAUAUUUGAAGGUGCCAUUUCUUUUGCAAUUCACUCAAAUGAACCUUGGGGUUUCCAGGCAUAUCUUCAGGACAUAAGAUGUUCUUGGACACAAGGAGACCGCUUUCGCAAAGUCUUCUGUGAGCAUGCUUUUGGAUGCACAUUUCCCACUCCCAGUACAUCAACAGAGAAUGAUGAAACAUGUACUUUGGAAGAGAAGCUGGAGAGCCUCCCUGGGUGUAUUUUUGAAAUGAGCAUUUCUGGUCACAGCUAUGGUAUCUAUAAUGCUGUUUUUUCUGUGGCACAUGCUCUGCAUGAAAUGUACUUAUCCAGAUCCAAUCACAGGGCAAAGGUUGGGGAUGAAAUGCUUGGACUUGAAGGUGUCCAGCCCUGGCAGCUACACCAAUAUCUUCAAAACAUUUCCUUCAACAACUCAGCUGGAGAAAGAAUGUCUUUCAAUGAGAAGAGGGAAAUGGUAACUGGAUUUGAUUUCCUAAACGUGCACUUUCUUCCAAACAGUUCCUUGAAAAAAGUGAAAACUGGAAUUGUAGACCCCAAUGCUCUUGAAGGAAAACAAUUUGUAAUAGAGGAGGAUAAAAUUGUGUGGCACAGACAUUUUAACCAGGUACUGCCCCUUUCUGUGUGUACUGACUCCUGCCAGCCUGGGUUUCAAAAGAAAAAGAGAGAAAGAGAGAAAUUUUGCUGCUAUGAAUGUGCUCCAUGCCCUGAAGGGAAGAUUUCAGCAGAGAAGGACAUGCCUGAGUGUUUUGCAUGCCCAGAGGAUGAAUAUCCAAACAAGGAGAAAAAUGGAUGUCUCCCCAAAGUGAUAAACUUUCUGUCAUAUGAAGAACCUUUAGGGAUCUGUUUAGCCUCUGUGGCUGUCUCUUUUUCCCUGAUCACAGUCUUGGUGCUAGCAACUUUUAUCAAGCACAAAGAUACCCCCAUAGUCAAAGCCAACAACCGGGAUAUCACCUACACUCUCCUCCUCUCCCUGCUGCUCUGCUUCCUCUCUUCUUUUCUAUUUCUUGGGAAACGGACAAAAGGAACCUGCUUUCUCCAACAGUCUGCAUUUGGCAUCAUCUUCUCACUGGCCAUUUCAUGUGUGUUGGCCAAAACCAUCACUGUGGUUGUAGCUUUCAUGGCCACCAAACCCAGUUCGAGCAUGAGGAAGUGGGUGGGAAAAAUGCUGGCCAACUCCAUUGUUCUUUCCUGCACCCUUAUUCAAAUAGGCAUUUGUGGAGUGUGGCUGGGAACAUCACCACCGUUCCCAGAUCUGGACAAGCAAUCUGUGACUGGAGAAAUCAUAGCAGAAUGUAAUGAAGGUUCCGUCAUCAUGUUUUAUCUUGUCUUGGGCUACAUGGGAUUUCUGUCCAUCAUCAGCUUCACGGUGGCUUUCUUAGCUAGGAAGUUGCCUGACAGUUUUAACGAAGCCAAGUUCAUCACCUUCAGUAUGCUGAUGUUUUGUAGUGUUUGGUUGUCUUUUGUCCCAGCCUAUCUGAGCAGCAAAGGAAAAGCCAUGGUCGCUGAAGAGAUCUUCUCCAUCUUAGCCUCCAGUGCUGGGUUACUGGCUUGUAUCUUUUUUCCUAAAUGCUACAUUAUUUUGCUGAGACCUGACCUGAACAGCAGAAAACACCUAAUAAAGAGAAAUAAUUAA
This is a messenger RNA of Hemicordylus capensis (graceful crag lizard), 3102 nucleotides long. Its product is annotated as vomeronasal type-2 receptor 26-like. Gene Ontology annotation, cellular component: membrane. Gene Ontology annotation, biological process: G protein-coupled receptor signaling pathway. The transcript is spliced from 6 exons. Bases 1 to 3102 code for a protein of 1033 amino acids. Gene Ontology annotation, molecular function: DNA binding; G protein-coupled receptor activity. NCBI's taxonomy places the organism in Eukaryota, Metazoa, Chordata, Lepidosauria, Squamata, Cordylidae. The record is from RefSeq and is a predicted model, not a curated record.